GCUGCAGCGACGUGACUGGGUUGAAAUAGAAAGUGGACCAGUGUGCAGCCCACACCGAACACUCGCACACCCGCUACAGUCUUCAAAGCAGUAAUGACCACCACGACGUUGUCCCAGUGUACGCUGCUCGUACUGGUCAUACUGUGGUGCGACGCAUCGGCGGGACCGGCCAUCGACCCGAAGUUCCUGAUGGAGCUCGCCAGCCAGUUCGACCCGUCGGUGCUGACGCAGUCCUGCAGAAAGGUAUUUAGCAAGUGCAAGACCCGCAUCGUUCCCCUGGUGCUACAACUGGAGAGUCUGCUGCAGAAGGCCCCCGACCUUCUUGAUGUUGAGUGCGUCCAAAAAGAACUGGCCAAAGGAUUCCCGCGGUUUGACAUCGAAUGCGUCAUGACCGAUGACUACAGGGAGGGCAUGCAAUGCAUGGAGGACCCAAAGGUCCUGGAUGUACUCGGACCCAAGGUUGCCAAAGCGCUCAAGCCACUAACGAACUGCCUCAAGGACGUGCCGCCGCCUGCCUGAUCACAUCAAGAAGGUUGGAGCCAGAGUGCGAGGACUUGUCUGUAGAACGCUCCAGAACGCAUGCACAAGUCUUUUUUUCUUCUUCUCCUUUCCAUUUCUUGCAGCCAAACAGCAGAACAUUUAUGAAGCCGUGUCUGGAAUCCUAGCCGGAACACCGCAUCACUCUUCAGGUGUCUUGGUCUUCUUAGCGAAACGGCUGCAGUGCUGAAACAAGAGAAAGGUCCCCAAAUAGUGCAACAUUUUCAAUAAACAAAUGCAU
Molecule: messenger RNA, 778 nt
Organism: Rhipicephalus sanguineus (brown dog tick)
Lineage: Eukaryota; Metazoa; Arthropoda; Arachnida; Ixodida; Ixodidae
Exons: 6
Coding region: 94-519 (141 amino acids)
Source: RefSeq, a predicted model, not a curated record